Moneuplotes crassus is the source of this 1305-nucleotide messenger RNA. NCBI's taxonomy places the organism in Eukaryota, Ciliophora, Spirotrichea, Euplotida, Euplotidae. The record is from the annotation of a GenBank genome assembly.
CUGUAAUCACUCAAAAUGAACUUUACUAAUAUGUUAAGCAAAAUAGCAGAGACAGUUCUUAUGAUUCUUUAUGCUAUUUCAGGAGUUUAUAGGUUAUCCCUGCCUUUCCUACAAAUGUGGAUUCUUUAUUACUUUCGAAUAUUGGAGAUUAAAUCAGAAAACAUUCAACAAACUUGAUCUAUUGAUAAAUAUUUUGCUGAAGAACAAUUAAUGACUAAGAAUACUGUACAGAGUAGCUACCCCGGUAAGAACUUUGUGAGUGAGCAAACUAAACUGAAGGAUGAGAAAUUUGAACUUUGGCAAGUUGUUUCAACUCUGAUGAUCUGAGUAAUGUAUCUUCUAUUCUUAAAAUUUUGUAGAAAUAUCUCAGUGUGGUAUGAUGUGAAGUUUUGAAAAUUUAUAUUCACUAUAUUUUAUUUUAUUAAAAGCAUUGAAUUUUGUUUGAUCAUUUCAAGAAAUUUUAAGAACGAAUCUAAUGUUUCUUCUGAUACCUUCUGAUUUCCUAAUUUAAUCGCUCAGACUCUUUAUGGAAUCCUGUUUCAUUACCAAAGGGACAAGCCUUAUGGUCUAAUGUUGAGAUUGUUUCAAGGAUCAGCCACUAUUUUUAUUGACAUGGUGCUCCUUAUGACAAGUGUAUAUUGGCUACAUCUUGUCUCUUAUUUAUACAAGAAUUUCGAUUUUGUUGUAGGCUUCCUUUUUUUCUGGGUUUCCUUUAACCUUUACAUCGAAUUGAUAUAUGCAAGAAUAGAUGGAAAUCAAAUGAUUAAACCACUGGUUAUAGAAUUUAUUGCAGUGCUUUUGCUUUCUUGAGAGUUUAUAAUCUAUUUGAAUUAUUUUGAGCUCCUUGAAAAUAAUAGUUCUUCACAUGACGGAAUUAAUUAUUCUUCUUUAUUUGUGUCUGUAGAGAUAUUGACCAUUGCAAGUUAUAUUUAUCAUAAAACAAAUAAUUUAUGCGAAUCUACUCUGAAUGGGCCUCAAAAUUAUGAUAAUUACUCUUGUAAUCUUUUAAAAGACUUUACCCUACUCCAAAUUGAGAAAAAUCUAGUUCCAGAUUGAAACUACUGUCUGAAUAGUUUAUCCCAAGCAUGUAUUGACAACAAGUCUUCUUUUAACAAUAUCUUCUUUAAUGAAUCUCCGAAAUAUUCCUUAUCCAUGGCAACAACAUAUAUCAAAACGUAUUGUGGCCAUGUUUACCAUCCUACUUGUUUCUUGACUAUCAGAAACUCGACUCACAGGUGUCCUAUAUGCGAGAGCUACAUUCAUGAUGGAUUUUUAUGUUAAGAAUAUUGGAAGUUAAAACAGAGC